GUGGGAACUAGUCAGCAUACCAACACCGGCGAGAAUUGUGGAAAGGGUUGUUUACUAAGUGGUGAUGAAGAGAACUCUGAUGUUCAUGCACAAAGUAGAAAAAGUGGGUUGGCUGUUCCAACUGGAAAAUCCGAUAAUAAGUUACAAACCAACAGGGGAGAUAAACCAUAUGUUUGCCAACAAUAUGAGGAGAACCUAAAAUGGAAGAGAAAUUCAAGUAUGCAUAUGAGAUCUCAUACUGGGGAGAAACCUCAUGUUCAUGAACAAUGUGGAAAGAGUUUUUCACGAUUAUCUCAUUUACAUAGGCAUGAGCGAAGUCAUACAGGUGACAAGCCUUAUAUUUGUAAACAAUGUGGAAAGAAUUUUUCAGUAUCUUCUACUUUACAUGUGCAUGAACGAGCUCAUACUGGUGAAAAACCUUAUGUUUGUAAACAAUGUGGAAAGAGUUUUUUACGAUUGUCUGAUUUACAUAGGCAUGAACGAAGUCACACUGGAGAGAAACCUUAUGUUUGUAAACAAUGCGGAAAGAGUUUUUCACAAUUAUCUCAUUUACAUAGGCAUGAGAGAACUCAUACUAAAAAGAAACCUUAUGUUUGUGAACUAUGUGGAAAGAGUUUUUCGCAAUUAUCUCAUUUACAUAGGCACGAGCGGGGUCAUACAGGUGACAAGCCUUAUAUUUGUGAACAAUGUGGAAAGUGUUUUUCGUCUAUAUCCAAUUUACGUAGGCACGAGCGAAGUCAUACAGGUGACAAGCCUUAUAUUUGUGAACAAUGUGGAAAGUGUUUUUCGUCUAUAUCUAAUUUACAUGUGCAUGAAAGAACUCAUACUGGAGAGAAACCAUAUGUUUGUAAACAAUGUGGGAGAGGUUUUUCACAAUUAUCCAGUUUACAUGUGCAUGAACGAGCUCAUACUGGUGAAAAACCUUAUGUUUGUAAACAAUGUGGAAAGAGUUUUUUACGAUUGUCUGAUUUACAUAUGCAUGAACGAAGUCACACUGGAGAGAAACCUUAUAUUUGUAAACAAUGUGGGAAAGGUUUUUCACAAUUAUCCAGUUUACAUGUGCAUGAACGAACUCAUACUGGAAAGAAACCUUAUGUUUGUAAACAAUGCGGAAAGAGUUUUUCACAAUUAUCUAAUUUACAUGUGCAUGAAAGAACUCAUACUGGAGAGAAACCAUAUGUUUGUAAACAAUGUGGGAAAGGUUUUUCACGAUUAUCUAAUUUACAUGUGCAUGAACGAGCUCAUACUGGUGAAAAACCUUAUGUUUGUAAACAAUGUGGAAAGAGUUUUUUACGAUUGUCUGAUUUACAUAGGCAUGAACGAAGUCACACUGGAGAGAAACCUUAUAUUUGUAAACAAUGUGGAAAGAGUUUUUUACGAUUGUCUGAUUUACAUAGGCAUGAACGAAGUCACACUGGAGAGAAACCUUAUAUUUGUAAACAAUGUGGGAAAGGUUUUUCACAAUUAUCUAAUUUACAUGUGCAUGAAAGAACUCAUAAUGGAGAGAAACCAUAUGUUUGUAAACAAUGCGGAAAGAGUUUUUCACAAUUAUCUAAUUUACAUGUGCAUGAACGAGCUCAUACUGGUGAAAAACCUUAUGUUUGUAAACAAUGUGGAAAGAGUUUUUUACGAUUGUCUGAUUUACAUAGGCAUGAACGAAGUCACACUGGAGAGAAACCUCAUGUUUGUAAACAAUGUGGAAAGAGUUUUUUAGGAUUGUCUGAUUUACAUAGGCAUGAACGAAGUCACACUGGAGAGAAACCUUAUAUUUGUAAACAAUGUGGGAAAGGUUUUUCACAAUUAUCUAAUUUACAUGUGCAUGAACGAACUCAUACUGGAGAGAAACCUCAUGUUUGUAAACAAUGUAGAAAAGGUUUUUCACAAUUAUCCAGUUUACAUGUGCAUGAACGAACUCAUACUGGAGAGAAACCUUAUGUUUGUAAACAAUGUGGAAAGCGUUUUUCACGAUUAUCCAGUUUACAUGGGCAUAAACGAAUUUAUACUGGUGACGAGCCUUAUGUUUGUGAACAAUGAAGAAAGAGUUUUUCACAAUUAUCUAAUUUACAUGUUGAUGAACGAACUCGUACUUGAGAGAAACCUUUUGUUUGUAAACAAUAUUCCAGAGGUUUUCAAUAUUAUGUAAUUUACAUGUGCAUGAACGAACUUAACUCAACGACGUAAAGAGUUUUUCAAAGUCAUCCUAUUUACAUGUGAAUGAGAAAAACUAACAUUGGACCGUUUGUAAACGAUACCCAAUCAUCCACUCUGCAUGAACGAACUGAUACUAGAGAAAACCUCAUGUUUGUAACUAAUGUGGAAAGUGUUUUUCGCAAUUAUAUCGUUUAUACAGACUUUAUAUUUGUAAACGUGAAUAUGGAUAUGCUCAAAUGAAAUAUUUUUCGAAACGUGCCCAAGAAUGGAAAUGAGUGAAUGGCGAUGCACAUCAUGCAAUAUAUUUUUAUUUGUUUGCAUUUGCUCUUGUGUGAUAUCCAAUCUCACGCCCCCUUAUCAUUGUUAGAAUAUCGUAAUUGCUAGAUGGGGAGUGGAUAUUCGUUUGGUUUCAUUUUUAAAAAAUAUUAAAUAAGAGUGAUAAUA
This is a messenger RNA of Styela clava, 2595 nucleotides long. The record is from RefSeq and is a predicted model, not a curated record. NCBI's taxonomy places the organism in Eukaryota, Metazoa, Chordata, Ascidiacea, Stolidobranchia, Styelidae.